GCGCGAUGAGAGCAUCUGUGGAGGGGUACCUACCCCUCCACAGAAUGGAAAAUUUACAGACAAGUGCAAGAGCGACCUUCCUAAUGCAGCCCGGCUAUUCGGCUAAGUGACCACACCUGUCAUGCACCCUCAAGCGCUAAGACACCUACCAUGCCUGUCAACAUAUUAGAAAUGGAAAAUCCAUCCGUAUGGUCUUCAGCGACACCACCAUCUGUCCUGACCCGACGGCUGAAUACGUCUUUUUGGAGUCGCAGACAAAGAUGUCGGAACCGCCUUUACCCUUUAUGACGUACGGAAGAAUGGACUCGGUAAGAACCGCGCAGAGCAGACGUAGUACACUUGAUGCUUCCAUUGCCUAGUACCUUUCCCAUCCGACUUCAACUUAUUCAGGCGUUACCUUGUUGUGCCCACACCAUAUCUACGCCUCACAUGACUCGAUACGUCUGCGUCAUUUCCUACCAUUUUGGUUUUUUAUCCGAUAUCUUCCCCUUCGUGGAGACAAUAAUACAAUGCUGUGAUUGCCUCCUGGAUGAUUUGUCUGUUCUCAGUCUACCAGACUUUGAUGUACAAGGCUGCGUGCUGUCCCGACGAGCACUGACAAUGUUGUCAGUCGGCAUGCCCGUCCGCUUCAGCACUAAAGCACACCGAGCCAGUUCUCGAAGUUUCUUGAUUGAAAAUAAGAGUGAACAGCAAUUAUUUGACGAGCGCAAGCCUAAAUCUACAUAGCACAAAACAGAACGCGAUAUAAUGAAAUACGAAAAACGGGUGUUGAAACUCAAUACGGUCUGCAGCACUCGGCUAUUGAAACUAGAGUGCUAAGUAUAGUACAUCAUGAUAGCAUGAGGAAGAGCAUCAGAAACAAGGAAACAUCACAGUCUGCACCGCUAAGGAGUUGAAACUAGCGUGCUUGGUAUCGUACAAAAUACGAGCGCAUAGUAUGCAUCGAAAAACAGAAAACUUGGCUCGAGCAUCAUCUACUUCUUCUCAGUCAAGUCCUUUGACAAGCGAUUUUCAAGAAUGAACUCAAGAAUCUUCUUCCCCAUUUCCUCCCUGUCGUAGCCUUGACGACAAAUCUCUUUCGCUCCU
Molecule: messenger RNA, 1086 nt
Organism: Suillus plorans
Lineage: Eukaryota; Fungi; Basidiomycota; Agaricomycetes; Boletales; Suillaceae
Exons: 4
Coding region: 343-726 (127 amino acids)
Source: RefSeq, a predicted model, not a curated record